This is a messenger RNA of Lactuca saligna, 567 nucleotides long. The record is from the annotation of a GenBank genome assembly. NCBI's taxonomy places the organism in Eukaryota, Viridiplantae, Streptophyta, Magnoliopsida, Asterales, Asteraceae.
AUGAAUGCAUCGAGAAAGCAGGCAUCCAAUCUCAAAGAACAGGCUGUUCGCGUAACAGACGCCGUUCGUGCUCUGGCCAACUUUUACGCUGCACAGCUCCUAUCAUGUUCCAACCAAAUCCCAACCUCGUAUUCCAAUGUCCGAAUGAUUCAUGCCCAUAUGAUCGCUUCUGGGUUCAGGCCGCGGUCUCAUAUCCUCAACCGUUUGAUGGAUUUGUAUUGCAAAUCAUCUAACCUUGUAUACGCACGCCAACUAUUCGAUGAAAUUGCAGAACCAGAUAUUGUUGCCAGAACAACCUUUAUUACUGCAUAUUCCGCUUCUGGAAAUCUAAAGCUGGCAAGAGAAAUAUUUAACAACACUCCUUUAAAUACUCGAGAUACAGUUUGCUACAAUGCCAUGAUAACAGCCUGUGCUCAUAAUGAUGAUGGUAACGCUGCUAUUGAGCUCUUUCGUGACAUGAAAAGAAACAAUUUUCAGCCGGAUAACUACACCUACACAAGCAUGUUAUCGGGGUUGUCUCUUAUAGCUGAGCACGAAUUACAUUGUGUUCUUCUUCACCUUUCGUAA